This is a messenger RNA of Soboliphyme baturini, 1023 nucleotides long. The record is from the annotation of a GenBank genome assembly. NCBI's taxonomy places the organism in Eukaryota, Metazoa, Nematoda, Enoplea, Dioctophymatida, Soboliphymatidae.
AUGGAUAGAGACACUGCAGAUGGAAUAACUGCGGACGAAUUUCGUCUGUAUGACCGGCAGAUUCGACUAUGGGGGUUAGAUACGCAGCGGAAGAUUCGCGAGAGUUCCGUUCUCGUGUGCGGCUUGUCAGGCUUAGGGGCAGAGGUGGCAAAGAACCUGAUGUUGGCAGGAGUAAAAUCGUUAACUCUCAUGGACAGCGAGGAGGUGACUGAAGCAGACUUGCGUGCGAACUUUUUUCUUGUCCCGGAGGACAUUGGAAAAAAUCGAGCUACCGCUUCUUCAGCAAGAUGUCGGGAGUUAAACCCAGGCGUCAGUGUUUCCGUAGUCACGUCGCCUGCAGAAGGGCUGAACGUUGAUCACUGCCGUCAGUUUUCCUUUGUCUGCCUGAUGGAACAGACUUUUGAAACAAUCGGUAAGGUAAACCAGGUGUGCCGCCAAGCGCACGUUCGAUUCUGUUCCGGGAACGUUGCGGGCUAUUUCGGUUGUGGGUUUUUCGACUUUCUAGAACAGACUUACCGAAUGGCACAGACAGUGUCGAAGGAUGAAGUGCAUGAAAUCGGGAGCGUGGAAAUCGCUGAAGGCACUCUGGAAAGUUACCAUCCUCUUGAACAUGUGCUGGAUGUACAGUGGAAGACAAAGAAGGUGCAAAAAGGGGGUCGACGCGCAAAAAUGCUGUCCGACUCUUACUUUGUGUUUCAGGUGCUCUUUCGUUUUACAAACAUACGGGGCUCAUUUCCUUUUGGCUCCCAACAGGAUAUGGUCAUUUUAAGGAAGCUGCGCGAUGAAGUUUUGGCCGAAUUUGACAAAUGUACGGAAAAGGUCGAAUUCUCUGCCAGUUUUGCCGAUUAUAUCUUUGGCCAGUUGAGUCCGGUGUGCGCCAUCCUAGGCGGCUUCUUGGCUUCACAGAUAAUCAAUGCUAUUUCAGAGAAAGUGCAACCGUUCAACAACGCUAUUUUCUACGACGGUUUCGAAAAUAACUGUCAGCUAUUGAAGUUGCCGCUGAUCUUACAGUGUAAGUCAUAG